CGGGUGGUUCGUAUAGUAGGUCCCAGCGCGUCUCCGUAUCAAAAUCUCGGCUGAAAAGGUGGAAAUUUCAAAAGUUUAAUUACGAUUACGGUUUAAUGUAUAAGUAAGGUGGUUUAUGCGCGACUGGGAACCGAGAAAUUAUUUUUUAUUUAUUUUUUUUUAUAAUUUAGCGAAACGAUUGUAGAUAUUAUUUUUCAGUAAUUUGUCUAUAGUGUAAAUUAUAUUUUUUUUCUAAAAUGGUUCAGUUUGCUGUUAUUAGAAAUUUUCAUAGAUUUUUGGUUGUGUUGCUAUUCAGUCACUUAACAUACAGCCAAGUCAUGUCAAACUCCAGUACUACUACGACAGCCUUUCCUUCAUCUGAGAUGCCUAUCGUUGCGCUUACAGAAAAUAUAGAUUCUGUCAUAACGACUGUACCACCAACUACAACUAUACCUCCGUCAGUUUCAACUGAAAUGCCAACAAUAUCACAAACCAUGUCAACCAGGCCGGUUGAUAUCAGUUGUUUGCCAUUAAAUCUCAUGGGAGAAAUGGAUCACAUUACCCAAGAAGAAUUUACAUCGAAAUUGACGGAUUCGUGUCGUUAUGACAGGCUGAUUAAACCGACGGUACCGGCGACCCUUCCAGUCGAGAUGCAGAUUGAUCUGACUCAUAUUGAAGCGUCAGAUGCUCAGCAGAUGAAAUCUUACAUUUUAGUACAGCUGGGUUACCAAGAUCACAGACUUAAAUAUGACACCUUUUCACCUAAAAGAGGAAGUAUACAGGGUGAGGAACCCCUGAGAAAUAAGAUAUGGGUACCACAUUUAACUGUCAAAAAUGAAAGAGAAUCUGCACUAAUGGGAUUGGACGGAAAAGACGUUUUCGUUCAAAUAGGACCGGAUGGUACCAUACAAUAUAACUACCGGAUGACCCUUACGUUUUACUGCUGGAUGAACCUUAAAAAGUUCCCUUUCGACUAUCAAAUAUGCGAAAUAACUUGGAUAAGUUGGUCAUAUGACACGACAAAUCUUCAACUAACAUGGGCGAAAAAAGACGCUGUACAAAUAUCAAGAAAUUUACACCUGACUGAGUUUGUACUGGAUUCAUUUUGGACUGAGACAGGAACCCAUCCUGCUUCCUUUGCUACUGGUGGUCUUGCAGGUAACUACAGUAUGCUAACCUUCAAAUUCAAGCUGCGGAGAGAAGUGGGAUACUACAUAAUGGACUAUUUUCUGCCCUCCAUGUUCCUUGUGGUAACUUCAUGGGUUACAUUUUGGUUGCAAGCCGAUGCUAGUGCUCCUAGAACUGUCCUAGGUACAUCCACAAUGUUAUCGUUUAUAACUUUGAAUGGUGGGCUUACCAAAAACUUACCGAAAGUAAGUUAUAUCAAGGCUAGUGAAGUGUGGUUCCUAGGAUGUUCGACCUUUAUUUUUUGUUCGAUGGCAGAGUUUGCAUUUGUCAACGUUAUAUGGAGGAGAAAGAAACAAGUGGAAGUAAAAAAAGCAAGCAGCAAAUACAUCUUACGGGGGGCUGUAACUCCAAGUUUCGCAAGGAAACAACAGCUACGCAGAGCUGAAUCCUGUAACAGCUUAUAUAAAACUAGAUCUUGUACUAGUCUGAACGAAGACAGAGAGAAUGAAAGGCAAAUUUGUCAAAAUAACUACCUGACUGUCCAUUCUUUCCCUACGUCAAUGCAAUCGGUUCCCACGAUCAGAAUGUCACACAGCUCAGAUGACAACUUGGUAAAUCCAGAGGACAGUGUGACCACAAUCCCUGUUCCAGAAAAAUCUCCAAAUGGUAAUUCUUAUCAUAAUAGUCCUCAAGGCUGGACAACCAUGUCUCCUCAAGAAGUCGCCAACUGGAUCGACAAAAAAUCCAGGAUAGUUUUUCCGGUGGCAUUUUUAAUUUUCAACUUGCUUUAUUGGAGCUUUGUCUACAAAAAACUAACAAUAAUAAUGAAAAAGUCCCAAGAGAAAGAUAAUAAGAGCAGUCAGGGCUCCGAAUGUCAACAAAAAUCCCGCAGUUUUAUUUCAGUUUCUGAUGCUCUAGGUAUUGUUAAUCCCAGUUUAAUUUCUUCCUCUCCAGUGAGUAGAACAAAGCCUCGGUUUACUAACAAUCCAAAUACUCCAAGUUCCUCCAAAAAGUCAGAGAUUAGAGAAGGUGACAAGUCAGAUAUCCCUAAGAAGAGAAACAGACGCAGGGAAAGAAGAUCUAAGCAUAAAACCGAUGAGGGUUAUCUAGGGGAAAGUCCCAGUUCAUUUAAGCCUUUAAACCAAUCAGGCUAUAUUGGUUCCAGUAAUUUGCCUAAAUUCAUUAAUUCUCCAGUGAAUAUAGCUAGGAAAAUCCCAAAAGAUCUAAGUCAUACAGGUAGUCCUAAAACUAUUGGAAAGAGAUCCACAUCAAGAGAACUACAACAAGACUCAUUAAGUCCAUCAACAAGUUCCAAAAGUUUAAAAACAAAAUUUAACUAUGAAAUUCACCCAAUUCCUAGGCCACAAACUGGAAAAUAUUUUAGAAAAAGGAACAUUAAACAUAAAUAUAUUAAUUUAAGGUCCUUCUUGGGUGAUGCACUCACAUGCCUGUUUAAAACUGAAAGAAUACUCUGUGAGGCUUUUAAAAGCUUGUCAUUAGAUCCCAAAAGAAAAAUGAGCAAGCAUAAAUUUGAAACUAGAGAACCUCUAAAGAAAAGUUCAAUAAAAUCCUUGGGCCAUAAAAAGACUCAAUCAAUUGAAGCCAAUAUUAGUCUAGAGUCAACUCAAGGGGUAAGCCAUAGUGAUGAGAGCCCCAAAAAGAGAAGAUGGCCAAGAAGGGAGAAACACAGAAGGUUGAAAAUAGAAAAAAGAGUGGCCCGAGAAGCACAAGAAUCCUUCUGCCCCAUGAUGUCUCAGGAAGAAGUUGAAAAAGGUUUAAUAAUGGGCGAACUAGUUAAAGGAUUUGUGAGAAUUAACCCAAAAAGUUUUAAAAACUCUUAUGUAAGCAAUAAUGAUUCCACUCAGUCAGAUUAUCAAAUCACAUCAGUGUCAGACAGAAAUACUGCUUUGGAAGGGGACGAAGUGGUUCUAAAGUUAAAACCUGAGGUUGAGGGUCAAAAGUGUGCUAUGGUUGUUUAUAUUUUGCAAAAGGUUCACCCUCGUACCACAAUUGGAACCCUAAAACCGAAUCCGAGCGACCCGGAGUCCGCUCUAUUUUACCCGCGCGAUAAACGCAUGCCUAUAAUGAAAAUACCGUCGGUCAGCUUACCGAACGGAUUUAAAACAAGACCGAAAGCGUUCGAAGGAAUACUUUUUUGUGCCAAACUUUUAGAAUGGCCCCAACCUAAUCAAGCUUUUGGUGUGAUAAUAGAAAACUUAGGCUUAGCGGGAGGGCUUGAAGUCGAAACACGCGCUAUUUUAAAAGAGUUUUGCUUAGAUGUCACCCCGUUUCCUCCAGAGAUGGUGCAGUACCUGCCUAAAUCAAAGGAAAUCCCUGCUAAAGAGCUGCAGCAGCGAGAAGAUAUAAGAAAAGAAUGCGUAUUCACCAUAGAUCCUUUAACGGCAAGAGAUUUGGAUGACGCGGUGUCCGUAAAAGAGCUCCCGAAUGGCAAUUAUGAAAUUGGCGUUCAUAUAUCAGACGCCAGCUAUUAUUUACCUGAAGGUACCGAAUUGGACGAAAUGGUAAGCACUAAAGGUACCACAAUUUACUUGGUCGACUCGGUUUACCAUAUGUUACCGGUCGAACUGUGCCUACAUUGCUCAUUACUACCGGGUGAGGAUAAAUUGGCUUUUUCCGUUUUUUGGGAAAUGGAUUUGCAAGGGAACGUUUACAGUACCAGGUUUGCAAGGACAGUUUUGAACUCCUGUGCUCAGCUAGCGUACGAACAUGCUCAACAAAUGAUUGAAAAUCCCCACAAGGAAUUCCAAAACGAAGAUCUUCCCAAAAUCUUGAACGAUUUCACGGCAAAAGACCUAAGCAAAACCGUUAACGUCCUUCAAAAAAUCGCAAUAAACUUACGGGAGGGCAGAGUCAAAAACGGCUCGUUAAGAAUCGAUCAGGUCAAGUUGCUUUUCAGUUUACACCCGAGAAACGGAGAACCUUUGGAUUUUAUCGCCUAUGAAAACAAAGAAUCCCAUAGGUUAAUAGAAGAAUUCAUGCUGCUAGCAAACAUAUCGGUGGCGAGAAAAAUCAGCGAAACUUUCCCAGAUAUCGCAUUUUUACGAUGCCACGAGCCUCCCAAGUUCACCAUGCUCGCCGAAGCUCAAAAAUGCUUGGAAACCUGCGGGAUACACGUGGAUAUAAGUUCUAGCGGCGGAAUUCAUUCCAGCUUAAGGAAAUAUAUUACUGAUGAUUUUGAAGGUUUAUGUAGAGGGGUGGUGUUAAAUCAUGUUUUUGCCAAACCUAUGACGCGCGCGCGAUACUUUUGCGCGGCAACUAUGGAUACUGAGGAAGAAUAUGCGCAUUAUGCGUUGAGUGUACCUAUUUAUACACACUUUACUUCGCCGAUAAGGAGAUAUGCGGAUAUUAUGGUGCAUCGGCUAUUGUCAGCCAGUUUGGGAUAUUCGGAUAAACCAAAGUGGAAUAUUGAUCAUGUUGCUUCCGUGGCUGCCAAUUGUAAUAAGCAGAAAUAUAACGCCAAAAGAGCCGGAGAGGCCAGUAGCGAACUCUAUCUGGCUCACUAUAUAGAGAAAAAUCAACCCUAUAUCCAAGACUGUGUAGUAGUCGACGUAAAAGAGAGAUCUUUCGACGCCAUAGUGCUUAAGACCGGCAGUGUCGUUCGUGUAAAUCAAAAGCUAUGCCAAGACAACCCGAAAUGGAAAAUUCAGCCCAUCCAAACUGCUCCAGCGCACUCGGACAAACUGGGACACGAAAAAAAAGUUCUUAGGCUGAUAAUAGAGUUUCCAAAAACGACACUUUGUCCGAUAGUGCAACAGAAGGUUGUGGAAAUGUUCACUGUCCUAAAAAUUCGAUUAAAAAGGGUUCCGAAUAGUUCUAAACUGGAACCGUAUCUUCUUAGACCGAUAAUGAGUCUGACUUUCGAAAGGAAUGAAAAUAGUGCGCCUAGUGGCAUCCAGUGAGGAUCUACAAAAUGACUUGACGAAGCAAAAAAAAGGGUUUUAAAGAAGAAAUAUUUUUACGGAUAUUUACUCCCCGUUUUGUGAUACUAAAAGUUCUAUUAUUAUUAUGAUUAUUAUUGUCUUUAUAUUUAAAUUCGCAUAUUAUAUACAUAACGAUCAUUUUAUUCUUAAGAAAUUUUACCGGUGUGGACAAGAGCUAAAUAAUAAAUCAAUUUUUUUAAAAUGA
Messenger RNA from Anthonomus grandis grandis, 5253 nucleotides. RefSeq lists its product as uncharacterized. The coding region runs from base 237 to 5027 and encodes 1596 amino acids. The transcript has 27 exons. Gene Ontology annotation, molecular function: RNA binding; transmembrane signaling receptor activity; 3'-5'-RNA exonuclease activity. The record is from RefSeq and is a predicted model, not a curated record. NCBI's taxonomy places the organism in Eukaryota, Metazoa, Arthropoda, Insecta, Coleoptera, Curculionidae. Gene Ontology annotation, biological process: monoatomic ion transmembrane transport; miRNA catabolic process; mRNA catabolic process. Gene Ontology annotation, cellular component: exosome (RNase complex); membrane; P-body.